This is a messenger RNA of Spirodela intermedia, 10528 nucleotides long. The record is from the annotation of a GenBank genome assembly. NCBI's taxonomy places the organism in Eukaryota, Viridiplantae, Streptophyta, Magnoliopsida, Alismatales, Araceae.
AUGCGUGAAAUCUGCGCUCCCCCGCUCGCAACCUCGUCCGGCGGCGACCCGGUAACCCCUCAACCGCCGCGCCGCGUAAAUGCGGCUCCGUCUCUCGCCUCUUUGGUGAAUUGGUUCCGAUCGAAGGCCGUAUUCGCGUACGUGAUGUCUUUUUCACCGUACAUGACGGGCAGCUUACCGAUUUUCAUCUCUCCCCACGGGUUGUGGGUGGAUAACGUCGGACUUUUGCUUCAUUUUUUUGUUUCUCCGAGAGUGAUCUCGUCAAGAUACAGAGAGGACGUGCAUCUUCUAAAAAUCAUCUCAUUUUUUCCUCUGCGAGAGUCAAGUUUCCUCGGGUCAUGAACUUUGCGGAUUAACUAUUGCCUCCAACACUGUCUACGGUCCAUUUUCGGUCUCAUUAUUAGUCGUGCGUGUUUGCGAGCCACUUUUUCCAUAAUUGCUUGUUGUGUUGUUUUUUCGUUGCGUUUCACCGUGUAUUGUUGUUCUCUGGUUCCAGGCCUUUGCAUACUCCCUGUGAUUUUUUUCUAAAUUUAAAUAAAACAUGCAAUAUCAGUAGUUCGUUAAUUUAGAGGUAUUGAAUAAAUUUUUUUUGCUGCUGAGCAUCAGAGUGAGAGAAGAAAGAAGUAAGAUGAGUCCACAUAUUGCUUUUGGAUAUUCUCAUUGACUGACGUUUUCUGUUUGCAUUUUUAUUCCUUAGACCGCAUUGGAGGAAGACAUACAUAGUGUGGUCUUUGAGACCUGCAGCAGCAGCAAUACUGAUUACGACCCUCUUGAUGCCAGCUGCUAUGGAUGCAGUUGCUGUGUUCUAUCAAGAAAGCGGAAGAGGCUCUCAUCUUCCAAGCAAGUUAAUGUGGAAACUUCGACUCAUGUGGUCAAUAUGGCCAUGCGUUUGCAUGGGCCUUAUGAGGGUUGCUCAUCUCACAUGUAGUGUUGCACUUACCUCUCUAGUAAUUGAAUAUUUCUGUGAAUUAUUUGGAUGCUGACCUCCCUAUGAACAUGUAGGUGAGUUAUCUUUAUUCUUAACUUCAUCUUAAUUGUUGUCAAUAGGUGGUUGAAAGACGUUCAUGAUUCUUCCUCUAAUUGUGAACCAAUGGAAAAGGUUGUGUCAUACAUGGCAAUGGAAGGAGGCUCUCAGUCAUCAAAUAACCAUUGUGCUGUUUCUCAGCCUAGUAAUGGAGGGUCUACCGCCUGCCAAAACAAGACUUCUUCUGCGUAUGCUCAGAACACUUCUGUGAGUGGUUGGACUUAUGUUAACGAAAAUGGGCAGAUGUGUGGACCAUAUAUACAAGAGCAACUGCGUGAGGGUCUGUCUACAGGUUUCUUACCAGAGGAUCUCCCAGUGUAUCCCGUUGUAAAUGGAAACCUUAUGAAUCCAAUAGCUUUAAAAUACAUUGGGCACUUUGCAAGCCAUGGAUACUGGACGUCUAGUUUGCCAACAACAGUACCACAUUCUUUGGAUGCCCACAACGCGGCUUUGACAAUGCAAUCAUCUACACAAGCAGGGGUCUCUGGUUAUUCUCAUCCAUUGACUUAUUCAGAACAAUUAGGAAACCAGGCUCCUCCACAUGCAACCUCUACCUCUACAACACAUGUGGCAGUUGCGGAAAUGGCCAAUUGCUCUUCAGUGGAGCUUCCAAUGGUAUUAUUCUGUUGCCAUAACCUAAAAUCUGUAGACCAAUUUACGAUUUAUUCUGCUUCCACCAUGCAAGUAGAUUAGUCUUAUUUUUUGCUUAAUGCUUGGAGUUUCUUAAUUUUUUGUGAGGAAGAUAUUAUGGUUUUAUAAGGAGUUUCUCCCUAUAAUGCCCUUCUUUUUCUCCCUUUUCCUCAUGUACGCCUCUGAUGUGUGGAUUCCAGCUACAUCCAGGUGAGGAGUCCUGCUGGAUUUUUUAUGAUGGGAGAGGAUUAAAGCAUGGACCUUAUUCUCUCACCGAACUUAGCCACUGGCAUCAAAGCAAUUUCAUUCAUGAUUCUUUGAUGGUAAGAAACUGGAACAUAGGUCCGGCAAAUGAUGCCAUUGAUGUCUACUCAUAAGUUCGAUGCUUACUCGAAUUAAUUUUAGUUUACGCCUUUGCCACGCCCAAGUGUCGUGUUCAUAUUGUCAUUACAUCAUUGAUUCAUGCAUCCUUUGUUCCUUGUUGAGCAUGAACAUGUGCCAUUCCCUAUUUUAUGUUUCCCUUUCAUAAUAUCAACCAUAGAGGGCAAAAACGUCCUGCUUCCACUUAAGAUACCUCCUACAAUAAUGAAUCAAGUUUUUCAGGAAUAACAAAAUUGAAUGUCCUAUCAAUUUUCGUGUAGCUAUCUCGAUCUAUACACUUCAUUACUGCCCAAUAUGAACCUUGUUCUUGCUCAGUUGAGUCACUUCAUGUAGCAUUCGAAUUCUAAGUGAAUCUGUUCUGCUGUAAUAAGUUAGCUACCACAGAUAUUGGAUAACUAUGUUACAAAUGGAUUUGAAUAGGAAUGUCAAAAAAGUUUGGCGUGGUGAGUGUCCAACCCAACUCGACUAUGCUUCACAAGUCACAAGUCAUGAGCCUAGAGAAGAGAUCAGAAAUGGGACUAGGCCUGUGCUUGCAAUAUUUUCUACAGUCAUGCUUGGGGGGGGGGGGGGCGGGGAGGUUUGUGGGGGCCUGCAAGGUGCUGCAGAAGAAUGGGGACCGAUGUUCCUGCCUGGUAGGGGGAGAGGGUUGCGACUUUGGUUCGGUGUCUCCUUGAAGCAGUGGUUCAAAGCUUCUUGGCGUGGCCCCAACUAUACUAUUGACUAGCUUGUUUUUAAACACUGGAAAAAUUGGAUGGCCUUGCAGUUUACCCUGAACUGUUGACAUCCUAUACGUUUGGUCUUUCUCAUUUGUUUUCUUUAAAGGUGAACAUAUGUGAUUGAGAAUCUUCCUACACAUUAAGAGAAUGGAUGCACUGGAAAUAAAUACAAUAUCAAAAAGAAAUGUAUUAUUUUGUUUGCCGGUGCAUCAAAUUGACAUUAUAUAUGAAUGUUAUUGUUAGAAAGUAAUUUGGUAUUUACUUUAAAAUCUAGAAUUUGGCAUGCUUGUCUUAAACAUUAGGAUUCUUUGGAUAAAACAAUUUGCAGGUGUCACAUAGAGGUGAUGAUGCAGCCUGAGUUGCAUGGAGAUGAAAUCUUGUUCUUGAAUCCACAAGGAAUGAAAUUUCUGUGAAGAUUCCUUGCCUUGAAUCCAUAAAACUUGGAAGUUUUGACCCUUGAAUCCUCAAGGAGGCGAUCUCGAGCCCACAAGAUCAAGAAGCUUCCUUCGAAUUCACAAGAGAGGUGCCGGAAUCGACCAGAAAAGAGAUAUAAUCUGGGAAAGGGAAAAUUUCGUAAAACUGAAUAAUGCCUCUAAGGCUACAACGUGGACCCUACAAAGAUGGUUUAGUUAUAACGAUGGACCCUUAAACGUUGACCCUUAAACAGAUUUCAAGUGCAUUUAGAUAAUUUAAAAACAAAUUAAAAGUGAGAAAAUAACAUAAAAAGCAAGAAACUAAUCCAUCACCUAUUAAUGACACGGUUUAUUAUCAACCACCUCUGUUUUGGGCCUUUUAUGGUCUCCUGAUCCUUGUAGAUCAUCUUUGAAGCUUCAAGAUGCCUAGCCCACAAUUUUGGGGCCACCUAGGUCAAAAAGAUUUUGACCUUCUCUUCAUUGUGGUUGAUGUCCUACAUCAGGCAACAACAAGUACUAAUGCGUGUCAUCUUCUGAUAUAUCUCUGCAUCUCAUGAAUCCAUGCGAUGCAUGAUAAAUGGAUAGUUUAGGGUUUUCUAUGUAUAAACAUCAAAUGCAACCCGACUCAUGGGCUGCAACAAAAUUCUCCUAAUGUUCAAAUGUACUGUUAAACUUGAGAGCUUUCUAUUAGAUUUAUUCUCUUAUAUAGUAUGUUUUGCUCGAUUUGCAUAUGAGUAUUGUUUGGUUAAGAUGAUCAGAAGUGAGGAGGGGCCUUAACCCCUCAAUCUAUCUCGGGUUUUUUUUGUUGUGUGUCUGGUUUGGGACAGCUUAUUUGCAUGAGGGAUUUGGAAGGAUUUAAAUUGUGGUAAUUCUUUUGAUAUAAUUUGGUUUAAAAGGUUUUUGGACUUGGUGUUUUCAAGAAGUGGAAUUGGUGAGAUUAAAGUCUGCUUUAGUGACAAAUUUAUUUAUAAUUUCCUGUCAUGUGGAGAAUAAAAAGGAUAGAGGAGGAAACCUAGGUUAAUAGAAUAAAAAAAUUGCAAAUAUAAUGUACUGAGAAAACAUCCAUUACAAUUUGGGCGGGCAUCAGGAAAAGUCACCACGCAAUUUAUGUUGAGUGAACAAGUUGAAGAUGGCUGUGAGGACGAAUUCUAGCAAGACACAUUUAAUAAUUAGUUGUGUAUAUUUGUAAAUGUGAUAAUCGUGACUGCAAGGAAUAAUUAUUAUACUUUAUUGAUUGUGGGGUAGAAACCUUUUUUUUUUAACCAAAGAAAAAGACACUGGGGCAUACGUUUUGGUAUGCAUCUUUUCACUGUAGUUGGCAAACAUUAUCAUAUAACCUAAGUGUUGAGUGUGAAGUGCUGAACUUGUGACCUUGAAAAUCAGGAAGCUUGAUAAGUGUUGAACACAGAUUCCUCCGGACAAGACAAAGGGGUCCUGGACUGCAUGCAAAUAAAAAACACCGAUAGUGUCACCAGACACCAAGUUAUGGGUAAUCAAAGAGACAGUCUAGUUUUCAGAGAAAAGAUCUGCACAAAUUUUCAUCGCUAUAGGGUUUUUAUGGGCAUCUUGUCCCUGACAGUUGGUGCAAACAAUGAUUGCAGCGUUGAAUGAAUUUCAUUGAUGAUAGCAGGCCUCAUCAAAUAGGCCCACUGUUCUUACAUCCAUGGAACACUCCUUGUUUAUGGCGGCUGUGCUUAAAUCAUGUAGAGAACCUAGAGAGAAAUUAUUGUGCUUUUGAUUUCCUGUCACAUUUCCACUCUCCAAUAUUUAUUUCGUACUACAGACGACAAUAAGGAAAUCACUGGAAUUAAAUUCAUGAGAUACAUGAAUUUCUUUUCCUCAUUAAUCAAGCCCACGUAAUGGUUUUUUCUUUUUUCUUUCCUAUUAUUUUUAAUUUGAAAAAAACCAAUGUGCAUGUCAUUUAAACUGUUAAACCGGAUGAUGUUUUGAUGCUCAAACUCCUUUAAAGCUUUGUACGGAGAAUUGUAAUAUCUAUCCGUCCCAUCUAGUUCUGUUCUCUUAGUCGGGGUUUAUCUCGUUACAUGAUAAUUCUUUAGCCACGAGCCACAUUUCUCCAUCUUCAUUCUCUUUUACUUCUUGUAGGUGUAUCACGUUGAUGAGAAGUUUGGACCAUUUACACUGAUAUCACUUAUCCACAAAUGGAACAGAGAACCGGGCUAUGCUACUGAUGAGAAAAAUUGUGCUGAGAAGGGUGCUCUUGACAGCUAUGUAGACGGAAUAUCAGAAGACCUUUCUCUCCAAUUGCAUUCUGUAGUUAUGAAAACUGCACGCCGGAUUAUAAUAGAUGAGAUUAUAAGCUCUAUAAUACCUGAGUUUGUUGCCUUAAGGAAAGUCCACAUGCAGACAGCACCAAAUCCAGCGACUAAGGAAGUCGACAAUUUUUCUCUGCUAGAGAAGAUGGUAGUGUACCUGAAACGGACGUUAAUUAUUAUCUUAUAAAUAUAGGUAUAAAUAUUGAUUGUUUCAUUUAUUUGCUUGUGCAGCCUGUGGUUGUGGAGGGAGAGAAACCAUACGUAUUGCCAGGUGAUUCUUCUAUUGCCUUUUUUCCCAAGACUAAGCAGAUGAACUCUGGUUGCACUGCUCCUGUGAAUUCUCUUGCAAACGCGAUUUCUGCCGGAAGCAUCAACGGUCUCCCUAAGUUAUUGGCGAUUUCCCGCAAAUUGUUUCAUGAUGACUGUAUGAAAAUUUUGUGGAAUGCGGCCUCUUAUGAUCCAAUAGCGGAAUACUGUGGCUUAUGGCGCAAAAGGAGACGAUGGUCAUGCUAUCCACUCUUGGCUAAUCCUUUAGCUUCAGUAAAACAGGAUACAUUGCGUGCAGAGAAGCCUCAGGUUACAUCACUUGUCAAUAUAAAUUUGCCAGUAAUUCUGUGCGCUUACCAGAUAACAUAUUUCAAAAUCAAUUUCCUAGUUUCUUUCAUAGCUUCAAAGUUGUUUUACAUGACUUAGGGUCUUACAGGUUAGAAUGAAGACUGAUUCCGUGUGUGAUAUGGAUUUUCCUCCGGGGUUUGGACCUGACUCUAUGAGUUCCAAUAAUAUUAAGCCAACUUCUGGCUUCAAUUUUGAUGACAUUGGUCUAGAUCGAAGAACAUCUAGCGACACUGAUCCACUCUCUGUUGACAUCCAAGAAAUCUGUGAGGGUGUGGAAGAUUCACUUUAUUUGUCGGCAAAGACGUCCUUUGCCGAGUACCUUGGUGAUGUUAUUAAUAGAGAAGUGGCAAAGAUCAUUUCGGCACCAGAAACUGACCUUAGAGUAGAUGAGGUGAGUUUUAUACUUGAUUAUGGCGUUAUUUGCUUCUGUACCGUUUUUUAGCUAUCAACCAUGGUUUCCGAAAGCAAAACUUGUACGUCAUUCGCUUGCAUAUUUUUUUAUAGCUGGUUUUACUCUUAAUGCAGAGUAUUGAUGUUGAUAUGAUUUGCUUCCCAACUCAGCAGCCCCCCCCUGACUUGGACUACUCUGUUGAUCUGCCAAACGGUAUGAAAAUGGAGUUGCCAACAGUUUUCUUGUUCUCAUAAGAGCUUUUCUUUUCUGACAAGCAUUUCUUUUCUAAUAUUCUUACAGUUUCAUUUUUCUUGUCUGAACGAUAAGGUACUGUUUUUCACCUAAUUCUUUGUGAACAGGUGAAAAACCUAUGUCUCCCUCUGCAUUUUUCUUGCACUUCUUUGAGAAGUUCCCAUUAUGCAAAUCAGAUACUGUCGAGAUAGGAGAUACUGAUGAGCCUCCUCCUCCUGGACUGGGCCAGUGCCUCUUGCGUUGUGAAGCAUUGCAGAAAGCUAAAAUCAGACCAUCGAAGUCUGAUAAAGAUAUUCCUAUGAUUGGUGCAUAUGUCAGCAUGGCAGUUUGUCGGCAAAGGCUUCAUGCUGAUGUUCUUAAAGAUUUGAGAGAUUCUCUUUUCAGUGAUGACAUUUACCAGCAUUGCCUAUCAUGGUUUGCUUCAAGAAGACAUUCCGAUUCGGUUAUCUCAGGGGUCUCCAUGGGUAGAUGGAAAGUUAGAGCCUUGGUUGAUGUAAGUUUUUCCUUUUGAAUGGUCGUGUAACAGUUCUCAUCUUUAAGAAAGUUCGUUUACUUAAUUUCCUGCACACAAACUUUAUGCAUGUUUCUUUCUUUUGCAUUAUUUCCAUCUUCAGCCGUAUCUUUUCUUCAUUUUGUGGCAUGUUGUGCAUGACAUUUGUUAUGGCUUUCAUGUCAGCCAUCUUUAAGGUUGCCCUAACAAUUUUUACGCAUUUAGUCAUGAGGAGCAUUGUUAAUAUCGAUAGUAAACUUCUACCGCUCCAAAAAAUAUAAUGUCAAAAAUAUUAAGAUUGACUUUCAUGUGAUAUUUUAUUAAUACGUGUUGGUUUUUUUAAUGCCAUGUGCCUGGUAUUUCUUAUGGUUCCUUGCUAGCUAUCCUUCAAGUUUCUAUGACCAUUAUUAAAUGUCCGUUUCAGGAAGAGACACAUAAGUUCAAAGAGAAAAAAGCCAUUGAUUCCUCUGAUCUAACUGGGAGGCUCAGUGAAAAGUACACGUACUUUCGGAAGAAACGAUUGGGAAAGAAAAAGUUAGAAUCACUCUCUGGAAGUAUGCUUUCUGGGAAUGCAGGACUAAAUGCAGAUCAACCUGCAUCUGAAUUAGUUUCCAACGUGACAGGUGUGGAAAGUAAGGUUGCAUUUACUGAAGGAAAUCCCAUUAAAUGUGGUGCAGAAUUUCACCAGAUUGUGGCAAAUGAUAUUCAAAAUUUGCCACAUGAUGGCUCCAAAGUAGCAAAGAAAAAGGCUCAACAGUCAUCUAGUAAAAGAGUUCAUGUCAAAAAAAAUAAUGCUUCAGAAGGUUCCCCGUCCACACUCAGACCCAGAAAGAGAUCAGCUCCAAAGAACGUUCUUCUUUCAUCUAAUGGGAGAAAGUGUGAUGUUACAGACCGUUCUUUUGCUAAGAAAGACAAGUUAGGAGAGGCUGCUGUUUCCAGGAGGGAAUUCAGUAAUAAUGGGAAAUCGUUGAAACAUGAUUACCGUGAACUCUCAAUGAUUUCAAGAUGUAAGUAUUAUCUUCAUCAAAUGGUUGUCUUUUUCAUUUAUGGUUUUGCUUUUGGUAUUUUUUCGACUGAAAUGAUGGUUAUGCUUUUUCAUUAUCUUUCAAUUAUGCAGCAAGACAAGUUGCCAAACUCAAGAAGAAAAUGAAAGAGGAUCAAAGUCCCUCUUUGCCGUCAAAAGCUAUGAAAAUGUUGGACACUUCGUUAUGUAAGAAUAUGAAAGGCAGGCAAGUAAAAUCUCGGAGAUCGAAAUUGUUGGAUUUUGUAGUGACGGAUCCAUGUCCCAGAUCCAGUGGUUGUGCCAGAUCAUCUAUAAAUGGGUGGGACUGGCGUCGAUGGUCACAGAAGGCAUCCCCUGCUGAUAGAUCGUGGGUCAGAGUUCAGUUCGGUCACUCUAGCACACUUCGUUCCGUAGUUUGGGCUUCUCAAAACUCCAGUGUUAAGGGCCCUUCAGCUAGGACUAACAGGGUUAAGUUACGUAACCUUUUGGCUGCAGCAGAGGGAUCUGAGCUUCUUAAAAUCACUCAGUUGACGGUAUUUAAUGCAAAUAUUUACCUCAGUGGAAGUUUUGCCUUGCUUUCUUGUUAUCCUUUUGACAUACUUUUGUUUUGUCAGGCAAGAAAGAAACGGCUUCGUUUUCAAAGGAGCAAAAUUCACGACUGGGGUCUGGUAGCUCUUGAGCCAAUCGAGGCUGAAGACUUUGUGAUAGAAUAUGUGGGUGAGCUGAUCCGUCGACAGGUAUGUACGUUUCAGAAUAUUUCUUGAGGUAAAGUUGAUAUUUUUUACAAAUAGCUUUAUAGCGAUAUGUUGCUGGUUCUUAUCCACUCAUCUUUUAUUCGUUUAAUUUUCCUCCAUGAUUGUAGAUUUCCGACAUACGUGAACGUCAAUACGAAAAGAUGGGCAUUGGUAGCAGUUAUCUUUUCAGAUUAGAUGACGGUUAUGUGGUGAGCAAAUGUCUUUCAUUCGACUGUAAUUUUCCCUUUUUGUUUUCCUGUAUCAUACUUCACUGUCAUCUUGCUGUGAUAGCUUGGUAUGCUUUACUAUGUGACCUCAUAUGGAAUGUAACUUCGCAUUUUAUUGACUCACGGAUUGCAUUUGGGAAAUAUCUUUGGAUCAUAGUUUUACGAGGCUUCCAUUCUCAUUGCCUCUCUGUUCGCCCCCCUCUGUACAUCCUCUUUCAAAAGUUUGAUUAUGGGGAUGAAUGGUCUUAUGAUCCACAGGUUGAUGCUACUAAGCGUGGUGGUAUAGCCAGGUUUAUUAAUCAUUCAUGUGAGGUAAUUAUCUGACUGUUCUUAGGUGGUUGACAUUUUAUAUAUUUUUUGUUAAUCAACUCAUAUUUUUCAGCCUAACUGCUACACAAAAGUGAUCACUGUCGAUGGUCAAAAAAAGAUCUUCAUUUAUGCAAAGAGACAAAUAUCUUCUGGUGAAGAAAUUACUUACGAUUAUAAAUUUCCAUUGGAGGAGAAGAAGAUACCAUGCAAUUGUGGGGCUCAGAGGUAAUUGAUAUCUGGAGUGAGACGUCAUGUGCCUAUGUAAUUGGAACUAACUGCAAGAAAAGUGAAUGACUACCUCUUCACUAUGUUUUUUUUAGAAGCCUUCUCCAAACUUAAGUGUUUCACAUUGAAUUUACUCAACUGGCCUGUUGUGGUUAAAUAUUGCAUAUCACUUUGUAGCCAGUAGUACCCCUAGAAGAAAUAAUUUGAUGGGAGAAUGGAAUAUAUGGAAUCAAGAAUUUUGAUGGUUUAUGAAUUCUUGUAUAACCAUCACUUCAUGAUAAACAAGAUUUGACUUGAAUUCUUUUGAUGAGGAUUUUUUUUUUAGUUUUGGCUUUCCUCUGUGCCAAAUGCCCGUCAGAUCACAUAUAUGAGUACUAAUGCUUUAAGGGAUUAUCUGGAUUAUUUAAGUUUUUGGUCCAUUUUCUCAUUCUGAUCACUAGGAUUUAGUUGUUUUGUUACUCGCUUUAAAAAUGAUAUGUUGGCCAAGUUCUGUUUAUUUCGCCUUCUUCUGGGUUGCAGAAUCUAGACCCCAUUGCAGAAUCUGUCAUCUAUUUUUUCCGGUAGUUUUGACAUUAUCUCUAGUUCUAAUCACGAACUUUUUUGUCUCGACGAGCUCUGCUCCAUAAAAAUUUUCAUUCGUAUCAUAAAUAUUUGCACAACGAAAGUACAAAUUAAAUGGUCCUGUUAUGAUUACUUUUUGCAACUGGACGUUCUAGUGAAUAAAUUUCUAUGAUAAUUGUAUAAUACUCUUCUAUUUAAAUUUCUGGAAACAUCUUCUCUACCCAUUUUUGCUCUCUUCAUCUGUCCUUGUAUCUAUUUUCAGGUGUCGUGGAUCAAUGAAUUAA